AUGCAGGAUCCUUACACCAACAAGAGCGAGAACUGCGACCGAACUUGGUUGGAGCGGCCUCCUGCCAAAGAGCGCGAGAUUGCUUUGGGCUUCUUUCCUGACUGCCCAAGGGCUCAGCAGCCAAACCAGGGCUGCCAGGCCAACAGCCUCCUGCGCUCGGCUGUGCGUGCCGGCGACGUCGUGCGAGUGCGAGAGUUGCUUCGUGACAGCACGCCGGCAGAUGCGAACUCCUGGGAUGAGUUCGGCCGGCGGCCACUGCACGAUCUGUGCGAGACUGCUGCGACAGGCCGGGGCCAAUUGGGCACACUCCGCCUUGCUGCUGAGCUCAUGUUGGCACACGGCGAUCCUCGUGCCCAAGACAAGGCUGGCAAAGCUGCCCUUGACCAUGCAAGGAGCUCCAAGGCUGAGCUGGGCUCGAUUGAGUCGACGACCUCCUUGGCGCGGAAGCCCUUCCUGCGAGAGCUGACUGCACUGCUGGCAGCAUGCUCUUUGCAAGGUGUCACUGAGGAUGGAUUUGCAGACCCCGCUGGACUGUUCCGUGCCUUGGAAUAUCUCGGCGAGCCACUGCGCAGCCAGAUCGCCCUAGGAGUUCUUGGACUGGCAGCGCUCCGACCCAUUGGCCCUGCAGAGAUGAAGUGGCGCAAUCCCGGUCCUGGAUUGGAAGAGCAGCUGGCUGCACUUGAUGACGAGCUGGCAGCUGUGAAGCGUUUGAAGGAAACUUCGCAGAGACGCCGGGCUCUCAGACGCUUGCUCUUCGAAUGGCACCCUGACAAGAACGGCCAUCGACAUGAGCUUGCCAAAGCUGCAUUCCAACAUAUUCAAAUGCAGAAAGCCGAUAUCCUGGAAAAGGGACAGGCAAAGAAAGGCUAG
This is a messenger RNA of Symbiodinium necroappetens, 870 nucleotides long. Lineage: Eukaryota; Dinophyceae; Suessiales; Symbiodiniaceae. The record is from the annotation of a GenBank genome assembly.